Messenger RNA from Oryza sativa Japonica Group (Japanese rice), 1319 nucleotides. RefSeq lists its product as uncharacterized. Gene Ontology annotation, molecular function: rRNA primary transcript binding. The record is from RefSeq and is a predicted model, not a curated record. NCBI's taxonomy places the organism in Eukaryota, Viridiplantae, Streptophyta, Magnoliopsida, Poales, Poaceae. Gene Ontology annotation, biological process: maturation of 5.8S rRNA; maturation of LSU-rRNA. Gene Ontology annotation, cellular component: nucleolus; preribosome, large subunit precursor.
GCUUAAACCCUCACCUCCCAAACGAACACACACCUCAACCUCCCCCGAGACGACGGCGGCGACGGCGACGGCGAUGGCGAAGGAGAGGAAGCGGAGGCAGCCCGCCGACGCGCCGCCGCCGGGGGACGACGACGAGGGGAGGGACCACCGGAGGGAGAAGAAGCCGAGGAAGGAGAGGCCCGACCCGGUGCUGCCGUCGCAGAUCAAGAACAAGGACAAGCGCAAGGAGGUGCACGCGAAGCUCAAGCGCGAGAAGAAGGCCCAGAAGCGCAAGCUCGCCCGCGAGCGCGGCCAGGCCGCGCAGCGCGCCGUCGAGCUCGGCGAGCAGCCGCCGGAGAAGCUGGUGCCGCGGACGAUCGAGAACACCAGGGAACCUGACGAGACCGUGUGCCGGCCCGACGACCAAGAGCUGUUUGCAGGGAAUGAUGCUGAUGAAUUCAAUGCAGUUCUGAAGCAGCAAACAACUCCAAAAGUGUUGAUUACCACAUGUCGCUUCAAUUCAGGCAGGGGACCUGCCUUUAUUGAGGAGUUAAUGCAAGUGAUACCCAAUUCGUGUUAUGUUAAAAGAGGAACUUAUGAACUCAAGAAAAUUGUGGAAUAUGCAAAUAACAGAGAUUUCACUUCACUUGUUGUUGUCCACACAAACCGAAGGGAACCUGAUGCUCUACUGAUCAUCAAUUUACCUGCUGGUCCUACUGCACAUUUUAAACUAUCUAAACUUAUUCUGCGGAAGGACAUAAAGAACCACGGCAACCCCACAAGUCAUAAGCCAGAGUUAGUGUUGAACAAUUUCACUACGCGCCUUGGUCAUCGUGUUGGAAGGAUGAUACAAUCUCUUUUCCCUCAAGAACCCAAUUUCCGUGGUCGGCGAGUUGUGACCUUCCAUAAUCAGAGAGACUAUAUUUUUUUCCGUCAUCACAGGUACAUCUUUGAGAUGAAAGAAAACAAAAUUGCUUCAAAGGACAAGAAAGCUAAGACUUCUGAAAGCAAAAGCCAACCUGAGAAGCAAGUAAUUUGUCGCCUCCAGGAAUGUGGUCCUCGCUUCACCCUCAAGCUGCUCACCUUACAACAUGGGACCUUUGACACAAAAAAUGGGGAGUAUGAAUGGGUUCACAAGCCGGACAUGGACACGAGCAGAAGAAGAUUUUUCUUGUAAUUUAGCAUGGGAUCCUCAUGCCACACCAGAUGAAAUAUUAGUGUUGUUCGGAAAUUACUGCAUAUUCGUUUUGUGCACUUAGAAUCGUAUCACAAAUGUAACAGACCUCUAUGCACAUUUGAAGCAAUUUUGAUGAUCUAUCAAAUGAGUUGAGCUAUACGAA